AUGGCUUCUGGUGGUCGCGGCUUUGGCAAACCUUCAGUUGGGAAGAAUGAAAAAAGCGAGGAACGGACUAGACAGGUGAACGGCAGCAUGGCAGCCAGAACAGGAGACUAUCUCGAAUCCCUUCUCACUGAUGCUUUUAAGGGGAAGGGAUUUCAGAAAAUAAGCGAACUGCUUCAGGAGAGAGAAAUAGAGCCUCCCCAGAAAUACAGCGAAUCUCUCUUCAACCAGCUAGAUAAAGUACUGAGAAAGGAGCUGGACAAGAAUGAAUUCCAGAAUGUUUCACUGCUGCUGAAAUGUAUUCAGCUCUACUUUAAAAGUGAUCUUCAAGAAGGGACGAGUUUGUUUAUUGAGCAAGGACUGGUUUUAACUGAUUCUUUUAACUUUUACCUGGUAUCUUGGUUUGAAAGAGCAAGAGCAUUUGUGAUCCUCAUCGACCCAGACGAGAAUAAAUUUUUGAUGUUACUUCUUGAAGACUUCUUUGACUCUGCAUUGGUGAAACUGAAGCUAGCUGAUGAAUAUGACUGUAUCAUGUAUUUGUGCAAGAAUUAUGACCUUCAGGUUGCCCUUUCAGAAGCACUUUGUAGGUUAAUGACAAAAAAAUGGAGGGAUGACCUUGUUCACCACUGGUUUGAAGAUAGCUAUCUUGCUGAAGCUUUCAAAGAGAUCAAGGAUAGAGAAUUUGAGACGGUGAAGAAGCCGUCAGACGAGAAGCUGGAGGAGUUCUGGAUUGACUUCAACACCGGCAGCCAGAGUGUGACUUUCUAUGUGGACAAGGGUGAUGGAGAAAAGAUUGUUAAAAUUUACAUGAAGAUUCCUGCUACUCUUAACAAAACAGAAGCAACAAAAAUCAAAAUAUCUUUCAGUGCUGAGUUUGAGAUCUUAAGUGUACUUAAAAAAGUCCUGGGAGAUGAAAAAAUGAUGCAAAAGCAGAUAAAGCAUUUCAUAGUAGCUCCAGAGGGUGAAGCUGUAGUUUCCUUCCCUCCUUCAGCAACAAAGUCCAAUACUCCAUCUCCAAGGACGAAAGCUAAGCCUAGUGAGAAGCCCCUAGAAGAAGAACCCAUGGAGGAGUCAACACCAAAGAAGGAUGCUACCUGGGAAAAGAGAAACAGAAAAACAAGUUUGGCCAAGCAGCGGACGGAAGGCAGGAAGGAAAUCUAUGACUUUGAAAACUCAGACUCUGCAAGUCAUGAAAAGGUUGCUGAAGCCAAAGGAAGGAUUCUUGGCCAGAAAGUUUCUUCACAAAAUCAGAGGAGUUAUGAAAUGGGAAACAAGAACGAGGAAUCAAACAAGCUCGAGAGAAGGCCGAAGUUUCAUGAUGCAUCUGGUGAAUUGUCAAGAGAAGAAGAAAGUUUUAAGCGGAAGGACUCAGAUAUAUUAAGCGGCACUGUCAUAAAAAAGCCUAAAUUUUCCAGUUGGGAAACAAGUAAUUUGUCCUCUGACACUUCCUGUAAACCAAGGAAACUUUUUGAUUCAGUAGAGAAGGAAGCGGAGAUCCAAACAGGUCAGGAAAUGGGUGAUGGUGUGGAUGACGCAUUUUUUUCCAAGAUGCUGCGUGAAGACUUCACUGAUUCAGGGGUGAUUACUGCAUUUGAAAGCUUUAUCGGCCAACUAAAGAAAUUGUUCUGGUCCCGGUACAAAAGGAUGGAGACGAGCGCGCAGAACACCCUCAGGUCUUCGGAGAAGAACGUGUCUGCCCUGCUGAACCAGAUACACCAGUGCAGGCUGAGUAAGCUGGAGACCUUCCAGAAGAUUGUUGUUGAAGAGCUUGCCAGUCUUGAGAAGGAAACUCAAAUCUUGGCAAACAUGGAGAAGGACGCAGUGGUGUGUGUGACUUCUCGUGUGCCAGCCUGCGGAGGUACCCCUUCCCAAUAUGAACGCCCAAUGAAGAAGGCAGUAGAAAACGACGUGUUUGUUGUUCCUUCUGACUAG
Messenger RNA from Aptenodytes forsteri (emperor penguin), 1929 nucleotides. It is a transcript of the gene SYCP2L, whose product is annotated as synaptonemal complex protein 2 like. Bases 1 to 1929 code for a protein of 642 amino acids. Lineage: Eukaryota; Metazoa; Chordata; Aves; Sphenisciformes; Spheniscidae. The transcript has 21 exons. The record is from RefSeq and is a predicted model, not a curated record.